AAUUUUGAAAUGACUUUGAAUUCAGGACCUUGCUUUAAGAGCCAAGUUGUCGAGUGCUUCUCUUGUAUUGGACAAGCAUUUACAACCAACGCAGCUCCACAUUCUUCCUCGAAYUUUCAAGUGAUUGUAAUCUGUUAUUCAAGUAAUUCAAAACCWAACCUAACACAGCCCUUGUUUGAUGUGACCUCAAAGGAGUUUACUUCAAGGCUAACCCUUGACUGGAAAUUCACUUGUGUUGACAACAGGAUAAUGUUAGUCUUAGGCUAUCAGCCAUCAGAGCUUGUAAAUAAAUCCAUAUAUGCAUUUAUUCAUCAUGAGGAUCUGGUAAAUAUCAAGACCUAUCAUGAAAUGCUUGUCCGCAAAGGGCGUAUCAAUACAUGCUACUAUAGAUUCCUAACAAAAGGAGAGGUAUGGGUCUGGUUAAGAAGCUGCUGUCACAUUUCUUAUAACCAGUGGAACUCUAAGCCAGAGUAUGUUACAGUUAAAUCCAAUCCAGUUCACUAUGAAGAGGUCUUCUCCAAUCAGGAAGUCCUUGUCAAGAAUGAUCGUCUUCAUUUUCAGAGUAUAACUCGAGACUUUCGAUCUGAGAGCUGUAUUAAGAUUCACUCAAAGAGGGCUGAUUCCCCUCUCAGUUUUGCAUGCUCUGAGAAAUCCAAGGAUCAAGCCRAAGUGGAAAACACUAAUAUUYUAAACAUGUUUUCACAUGCCAGAACAAGUGAUAAAAUGGACAAAGGAAAGGAGACUGCUUCUAAAGGCACUGAAAGCUCAGUAUUUAACUCUUUCCCAGCUCCWGAUGGRCUGUCGCCUGCCCAGUACAAGCUGCAUGUUCAGUUACAAGGGAAGCAYCAAUUACUUGAGAAUUCCAUYAAGAAUCAAAUUACAGAGCUUAACAAAAUUAAACGUCAAAUUGACAUCAAUCGACAGUUGUGGGAAUUUAACAGGCAACUUCAAGAGAAAAAGGCCCAAAAACUUGGAAAAGGUAGUUCUUUGACGUCAAGUCGUGCGUCAUUCAGUGAAAGUGAUAAAGUUAGUACUUACACUGUYGAUGAAGAAAUGGAGAUGUCAAAUGGGGCAAUAUUAAACAGUCCUGCAAAUAUGACAUUUCCUGAAAGUGCUUACUUGACUAUAGAUGAUUUCAAUGAAGAUUUAGAACCUCCAAGCAUCUCUACUUCCUUGGAAACAACUUCACAAUUGUUUGCUCCACCACAGCCUUACAACUAUUUUAAAUUCUAGUUCUUAACUUCUGUAYUGUAGGCACAAUCCUCAAGAGUGAUUUCAACACUUCUAAAUUAUUGGAUUUAUAUACAGCAAUAUGCAGAAAUUAUGAUCAUUUUGACUCAUAUUCCAAGUGCAAUUAUGGGAAAUUAUGUGAAAUUAUGGGAUAUCAUCUCCAAUAUUUUUUUCAGAAAGUGCUAGUGCUACUAAGGCAAAUUAAAAAAAUAUCAGUGUCAGAUGAUAUCCCAUGAUUUCUGAUAUACAGUUUGUACAGUAUUUUAUACAAUCAUGUACUUGGAAUACGAAUCAAACUGAUCWUAAUUACUGCAUAUUGCUGUAUUAUUAUAAUUAUUGAAUAUAAGUUAUAAUCCUGAAAGCUAAACUGCAAAUAGUUACUAUUUUUCAGUGAACUAUAAAUUGAUUCAUAGCUGAAAUAUCUGAGCUUUUAGGCCGAGUAUAUUUAUACAAUAGCAUCCCUUGGUGACUUGACUUUGUUUAAUUUGAAUUUGAGGCAACUUACAAGGAUUUGUCUCCAUGGUUACCCAACCAAAAAAGGAAACACUACUGUUAAUGGCACUAUAGACUGCACUAGAGCAAUUUCAGAUUGUGAAGCAAUAUUUCAGUGUUYGGUCUAAAAGUCAUAAUACAGUAUUUACCUGCUUAUAAUAACCCAUUAUUUCAAAUAACUCAUUAUUUCAAAUUUAGCCUAAACAGGUUCUUAUGUAAAUGGURCUUGGUGGAAUUUAAGGCUACGCAGGUUCUUAWAUAGGUUCWUAUUUAUCCCUUAUGUAUGAGGUUAAUUUCUAUAUUAAGAACCUAACCUGUUUCAAAUUUUAGGCUAAAUAAUUUCUUAUGUAAAUGGGUCUAAUUGAUAUUUUUAGGCAAACAGGUUCUUAAAUUGCAGGUUC
This is a messenger RNA of Exaiptasia diaphana, 2123 nucleotides long. Its product is annotated as circadian locomoter output cycles protein kaput. Gene Ontology annotation, biological process: circadian regulation of gene expression; regulation of transcription by RNA polymerase II. NCBI's taxonomy places the organism in Eukaryota, Metazoa, Cnidaria, Anthozoa, Actiniaria, Aiptasiidae. Gene Ontology annotation, cellular component: CLOCK-BMAL transcription complex. The coding region runs from base 10 to 1233 and encodes 407 amino acids. The transcript has a single exon. Gene Ontology annotation, molecular function: RNA polymerase II cis-regulatory region sequence-specific DNA binding; DNA-binding transcription factor activity, RNA polymerase II-specific. The record is from RefSeq and is a predicted model, not a curated record.